GUGCCUUCUGCACAGGGCGCGCCGUUUUUCCCGGCGCGGUCGCUGCCCGCCCGAUGGCCGCGGCGGCGCGGGCGCUGCCCGAGGGGCCAGGCGAGCCGCCGCGGGACGAGGCCGACGGCAGGCUGCCGCUGCCGGCCGUGGUGGGCAGUCGCCGGGCGCCUGCGCUGAGGCAACGGCCGGCGCCCCCCUGGAGCCCCACGCAGCACCGCACCGCCGGGCGCAGCAUGAGUCCCACCGCCCCAGCGGAGCGCAGCCUCAGCGUGCCCCAGACGGGGCGCAGCACGAGCUCCACCGCCCCGGCGGAGCGCAGCCUCAGCGUGCCCCAGACCGGGCGCAGCAUGAACCCCACCGCCCCGGCGGAGAGCAGCCUCAGCGUGCCCCAGUCGGUGCACCGCGGCAUCGCGCAGCGCAGCCUCAGCGCUCCCUGCGAGAGGGCCGUCGGCGCCAUGGGCGAGCCGGCCGUCAAGGUCCUUCCUCUCGGCGCUGGCGCCGUACGCUGGCGCCCUGGCGAGGUGCGGCCGCCGGAAGCGCGCCAGCACGCCCAGCCAGCCCAGCCCGCCCAGCCGCUGCGGGUAUCGUGGGCACCUGAGGUCGCCCAGUCGCCGCAGGCGUUCCGCGAGAGUCUGCUGGCCCUGGCCAUGGACUACGAGAGGCUCUACGCGACCCGAGCCUUUGCGGUCGGCGGCCCCGCUGACGCGGCCUCGAAGCUGGCGAAGGCUCCCGCGGCCGCAGCGGACGCGGAGGCCCUGCAGAAGGCGCCCCCGCGACCGCCAUGGGCUGACAUCGAGGGAGAGGCGGCGGUCGUGGCGACCACGGGGAAGAAACCGGGCGGUGAUGCCGCAGAUCCUGUUUUCGACUUGGUGUUCGACAUGGACAGGGAGGGGCCGACCGUUUUGGCGGGCCUCGUUGACGACGGUGGCGCUUCUCGGCUGCAAGAGCUUGUGGUGGAGACAAAACCGCUGGAGACAGAGGACGGAGAUCCCGCCAGCCAGACCAGCGCGGAGAUACCGAGACCACAUAACAGGCAGUCGUGCAGCAGCGGUACUGACAGCGACACCAGCAGUGCGCGUCGUCUCACGGCCGUGGUUGGACAGAUGUAUGUGAAGCAUCCAAUUUCCAUGCCCGAGCCUCAGGAGUCGGGCAUUCUAAUGAAGAUCGUACGAAGCCGGACGUUCUCGUUCAUGGCGGCGUUCGUGAUUUUGAUCAGUUGUUUGUCGAUUGGUUUUGAGGCUGAGUACACAUCGAACGUAUCUGACAGCAGGGCACCUCUCGGCUUCGCCAUUUUCAACUCUGUGCUCGCACUCUUGCUUGUGCUUGAGAUCCUGCUUCGCAUAUGUGCAUACAAAUUUGCAUUUUUCUACGUGUGGGAGUUGUGGAACUACUUUGAUCUGAUUAUCGUGAUUGCAUCGGUCGUGGAAUGUUCUGUCGGUGUUGUCAUGCAAGUUACUCAGGCAGAUGGCGACGGCGUGAUGGGCCAAAGCAGCAUGGUCAAAGUACUCCGGCUCCUCCGCCUCGCCAGGCUCCUUCGCAUCGUGCGGACCAUCCGUGAGUUUCGUCCGCUGAGAGUGCUGGUCCAUUCGAUCCUAUUCGCGGGUCGUUCGGUCAUUUGGGCAUUGGUGUUGCUUAUGAUCAUCAUGUACGCGUUUGGCAUCGCCUUGUCGCAGGCUGUCGUAGAUCAUGCUUCGGAGCAUGGUAUUCCAGAGGAUGAUGAUCUGAUGAAGUACUUCGGAAAUCUCGGAAGUUCGAUGAUGAGCCUCGGGAUGGCUGUUGCCGAAGGAAUCAGCUGGCACAUCCUCACUGAUGCUUUGAAGAGCGUUGGGAACGGCGAGUGGGUGGCAGUCUUCAUGGUGUACAUCGCCUUCGUGUACUUUGCAGUACUGAACGCGAAGGAGGAUCUGGUGAGCGUUUUCUGCCAGAACGCGAUCGAGAGCGCCAGCCAGGAUUUGGAUAUGGUGAUUCAUUCGCAGGUCGCCGCGAGGCAAACGUACGUCAACCGCCUGAAGGAGCUCUUCAUGCGGCUGGAUACGGACCAGAGCAACGAGCUGAGCCCGUCAGAGUUCGAAGAUAACCUGGAAGACCCCAGCGUGCAGUUCUGGUUCAAGGCCCUGGACAUCGACGUCACCCACGUAUGGAAGCUGUUUAAAGUACUCGACCCAGACGAGUCGGGGUUCGUGGACAUCGACGAGUUCGUGGAUGGGUGCCUGCAUCUCCGAGGCGGCGCAACGCGCCUCGACAUGGAGUCGCUGAAGUGGGAGGUCCAGGCCAUCAAGGCGUCCGAGGAGCACAGCCAGGCCUGGGUGGACAAGCAGUUCUCCUCCCUCCGGCGCGAGGUCGCGCGCCUCGCCGCCGCCCUCGGCGGCCAGCCCGCGAGCCCCGCGGCGGGCGGCCAGCCCCGAGCGGCCGGCUCCUCCUCCGCCGCUGCCCCGGACCGGUCGGCGGCCUCGCUG
Prorocentrum cordatum is the source of this 2447-nucleotide messenger RNA. Lineage: Eukaryota; Dinophyceae; Prorocentrales; Prorocentraceae. The record is from the annotation of a GenBank genome assembly.